AUGACAGAAUAAGCGUAAUAAAAUUAAAAUUAAGAAAAAUAAUUAUAUGAAGAAGAUUAAUAAUAAGAAGAAGAAAACGAAGAAGAUAAUGAAGAAAAAAAAACAUAAAACAUGGAAACCUAAAUUUCUAAAAAAUUAAAACCUUUUGAAAAGAAAUUAUAAAAAACACAAAUGAAUCUUGAAUAAAAACCAUCCACUUGGGAAUAAAUAUUACCAGAUUAAAUAUAAAAAUUAAGAGAAGAAAUACGUCAAAAAUAUGAUAUAAAUAAAAAAGGAAAAUAAACUAUGCCCGUCUUAUUUUAUUAAUGGAAUGAUGAAUUAGAAUAAAAAGCUAAAGAAAUGAUAAGCCAAGACAUGAAUUUAUUAGAAGAAGAAUAAUAUUAAAAAAUUGAUAAAUAAAACAAUAUAUAAUGGAAUAAAUUUUACAAGCACCACAAACUAGGUUUUUUCCACAAUCGUCAUUACUUAUACAAAGAAUUUCAAGAAUUAGUAGCAAUGAACAAUCCUGAAAAUAAAGAAAAUUCCUUUAUUAUGUGUGAAUUAGGAUGUGGUGUAGGUGAUACUAUAUAUCCUCUUAUGCCUUAAUAUCCAACUAUAAAGAAAUUUUACGCUAGCGAUUUUUCCUAAAAAGCUAUUGAAUGGGUAAAAAAAGCCCCUUCUUAUGACCCUGAGAAAAUAAUUGCUACUAUCCAAGAUUUAGUUAAUGACCCUUUUCCGGUAGAAUUUUACCCUGCAGCAGAUAUAGUGACACUUAUUUUUGUUUUAAGUGCCAUAGCUCCUGAAAACCAUUAGAUGGUAAUUUAAAAAAUAUUUAAUUGGAUGAAAGAAGAUAGUGUUAUUUAUUUUAGAGAUUAUGGUUUAUAUGAUUUUGCUUAACUUAAUUUUUCAAGAAAAAAAGGAAGGAAAUUAAAAGAUAAUUUUUAUGUAAAGCAUGAUGGAACAAGAGUUUAUUAUUUCAGUAAAGAAGAAAUUUCUAGUUAUUUCAUAAACGCAGGAUUUGAAGAAAUCGAAAAUAAUGUACAUAAUAGAUAUCUCGAAAAUAGAAAAACUGGCCUGUAAAUGUAUAG
Messenger RNA from Ichthyophthirius multifiliis, 1067 nucleotides. Its product is annotated as methyltransferase like 6, putative. The transcript is spliced from 2 exons. Lineage: Eukaryota; Ciliophora; Oligohymenophorea; Hymenostomatida. The annotation marks the transcript as partial. The record is from RefSeq and is a predicted model, not a curated record.